ACUCUGUCGGAGGAGGAAGAGGGAUGAAAAUGGAAGGGAACAGAGACGAAGCCGAAAAAUGUAUAAAUAUAGCGACGAGAUCCCUCAAAGCCGGAGAUAAAGAGAAAGCGCUGAAGUUUCUCAUCAAAGCAGAGAAGCUGUAUCCCACCGACAGAGCCAAAGCUUUGUUGGAAGCGAUAACGAAGAAUGGCAGCUCGACGGGUAACGGUGCAUAUCGAAGGAGACCAGCAGAAAGCUCAGAAAACACGGGUGAACAACCAGAGGGGGAAAGCCGUGAGUCUGCAGGAGCCGACUCUUCUAAAGGCUUCACCAAAGACCAGGUUGAAGGAGUGCAAAGAAUAAAGCGAUGUAAGGACUACUAUGAAGUGCUGGGUGUCAAUAAAGAAGUCAACGAGGAGGAGCUAAAGAAAGCCUACAGGAAACUAGCGCUGAAGUUUCAUCCAGACAAGAAUCAUGCACCUGGAGCAACGGAGGCCUUUAAAAAGAUUGGUAAUGCAUAUGCAGUGCUGAGCAACCCAGACAAAAGACGGCAGUAUGACCUGACGGGAGGGGAGGAGCCUAGCAGCCCAGGUCACUCACACGGAGGAGGAGGCUUCGACUUCCACAGGGGCUUUGAGGCCGACAUCACUCCUGAAGACCUCUUCAACAUGUUCUUUGGAGGAGGCUUCCCCUCCUCAAGUCCACACACCUUCACCAACAGCAGAACAAGCUACAGCCAUCAGACGGACUACCGACAAGAGAGAACAGAAGAAAGGGGAGAUGGUGGCUUCUCAAUGUUUAUCCAGCUGAUGCCCAUCGUGUUCCUGAUUUUAGUGUCAAUAUUGAGCCAGAUGAUGAUGUCCCCACCACCCUACAGCCUCUACUCUAGACCGUCCACAGGUCAGACUGUAAAACGGCAGACAGAAAACCUGCAUGUUGACUACUACGUCAAUAGAGAUUUCAAGUCGGAGUUUAAGGGCUCGGCGCUGCAGCAGAUUGAGAAAAGUGUGGAGGAUGACUAUGUAUCCAAUGUUAGAAAUAACUGUUGGAAGGAGAGACAGACAAAAACAGACCUGCUGUAUGCUGCUAAGGUAUACAGGGACGACCGAAUGCGCAAGAAGGCAGAACUUAUGACCAUGGAUAACUGCAGGGAGCUGGACAGACUAAAUAACUUAUUCAGGGGAGGAUGAGUUGGACGCUUUUAGAUCCUGUAUAUGUAUAUGAAUAGAUGUAUGUUCAUGUUUUUUUAAGAAAGAGUCUUUACACUAGGAGCAAAAACUUACUGAAAUAAUUUAGUUCUAUUAUUGAAGUUUUAAAAUGUCCCUCUCCUCAUAUCCCCGCACCAACUUCCUCACUCCAGCCUGACCCCAGGAACCGCCUUGUUACACCGUAAUGAACCAAUCUACACACACUGUAGAAAUUCCCAGACAUUUUCUUUCUUCUUUUUUUUACUCUGAUCUUCUUGUAUUUUGGAAACAAGAAGGACAAGGACACUUGAUUGUAAAGGCAUGUGUUUCGAGUAGUGGGAACCCAAACAAAUCACUGUCUUAACACCAACAAACCACAUACGACAUCAUCUGCUUGA
Centropristis striata (black sea bass) is the source of this 1564-nucleotide messenger RNA. It is a transcript of the gene dnajb14, whose product is annotated as DnaJ heat shock protein family (Hsp40) member B14. NCBI's taxonomy places the organism in Eukaryota, Metazoa, Chordata, Actinopteri, Perciformes, Serranidae. The record is from RefSeq and is a predicted model, not a curated record. The coding region runs from base 24 to 1169 and encodes 381 amino acids. Gene Ontology annotation, biological process: cellular response to misfolded protein. Gene Ontology annotation, cellular component: endoplasmic reticulum membrane. The transcript has 8 exons. Gene Ontology annotation, molecular function: Hsp70 protein binding.